CUCCGCAGACAUGGCUCCCCGUAAAGGAAAGGAGAAGAAGGAGGAGCAGGUCAUCAGUCUGGGCCCUCAGGUGGCUGAAGGAGAGAACGUGUUCGGCGUGUGUCACAUCUUCGCCUCCUUCAACGACACCUUCGUCCACGUCACCGACCUCUCCGGGAAGGAAACGAUCUGCCGUGUGACGGGCGGCAUGAAGGUGAAAGCGGACCGUGACGAGUCGUCUCCGUACGCCGCCAUGUUGGCGGCUCAGGACGUAGCUCAGCGCUGCAAGGAGCUGGGCAUCACGGCGCUGCACAUCAAGCUGCGGGCCACCGGAGGAAACAGGACCAAGACUCCUGGACCCGGAGCUCAGUCCGCCCUCAGAGCUCUGGCUCGAUCCGGGAUGAAGAUCGGACGCAUCGGUACGUUCACCCCUCUGUGAGGCCCGGUUCUGAAG
Molecule: messenger RNA, 433 nt
Organism: Nematolebias whitei (Rio pearlfish)
Lineage: Eukaryota; Metazoa; Chordata; Actinopteri; Cyprinodontiformes; Rivulidae
Gene: rps14
Product: ribosomal protein S14
Exons: 3
Coding region: 11-418 (135 amino acids)
Biological process (GO): translation; maturation of SSU-rRNA from tricistronic rRNA transcript (SSU-rRNA, 5.8S rRNA, LSU-rRNA); ribosomal small subunit assembly
Cellular component (GO): cytosolic small ribosomal subunit; ribosome
Molecular function (GO): structural constituent of ribosome; small ribosomal subunit rRNA binding; mRNA 5'-UTR binding
Source: RefSeq, a predicted model, not a curated record